Nestor notabilis (Kea) is the source of this 1729-nucleotide messenger RNA. RefSeq names its product ubiquitin-like modifier activating enzyme 3 (gene UBA3). NCBI's taxonomy places the organism in Eukaryota, Metazoa, Chordata, Aves, Psittaciformes, Psittacidae. The transcript is spliced from 16 exons. The record is from RefSeq and is a predicted model, not a curated record. Gene Ontology annotation, cellular component: cytoplasm; nucleus. Gene Ontology annotation, biological process: protein neddylation. Bases 1 to 1329 code for a protein of 442 amino acids. Gene Ontology annotation, molecular function: NEDD8 activating enzyme activity.
AUGGCUGUUGAUGGUGGGUGUGGGGACACUGGAGACUGGGAAGGUCGCUGGAACCAUGUAAGGAAGUUUCUCGAGCGAUCUGGACCAUUCACACAUCCUGAUUUCGAGCCAGGCACUCAAGCUCUGGAGUUUUUGUUGAACACAUGUAAAGUACUGGUUAUUGGAGCAGGAGGAUUAGGAUGUGAACUCCUGAAAAACCUGGCAUUGUCUGGCUUCAGACAGAUCCAUGUUAUUGACAUGGAUACUAUAGAUGUUUCUAAUCUGAACCGACAGUUUCUGUUUCGACCGAAGGAUGUUGGGCGACCAAAAGCAGAAGUUGCAGCAGAAUUCCUGAACAACCGCAUUCCCAACUGCGCUGUAGUACCAUAUUUUAAAAAGAUUCAAGACAUGGAUGAAAGCUUCUAUCGACAGUUUCAUAUUAUUGUUUGUGGGCUGGACUCUAUAAUUGCCAGAAGAUGGAUAAAUGGCAUGCUGAUGUCAUUUUUACACUAUGAAGAUGGUGUACUAGAUCCAAGUUCCAUCAUACCUUUAAUCGAUGGAGGGACAGAAGGUUUUAAAGGAAAUGUCCGUGUGAUUAUUCCUGGUAUGACAGCCUGUGUUGAAUGCACGCUUGAGCUUUACCCACCACAGGUCAAUUUUCCCAUGUGUACAAUUGCGUCUAUGCCCAGGCUACCAGAGCAUUGUAUUGAGUAUGUCAGGAUAUUGCAGUGGCCCAAGGAGCGACCUUUUGGAGAAGGUGUUGCGUUGGAUGGAGAUGACCCUGAACAUAUACAGUGGAUUUACCAGAAGUCUUUAGAAAGAGCAUCACAAUUUAACAUUAAAGGUGUUACAUACAGACUCACCCAAGGGGUGGUUAAACGAAUAAUUCCAGCAGUAGCUUCUACAAAUGCAGUAAUUGCAGCUGUUUGUGCCACUGAAGUUUUUAAAAUAGCCACAAGUGCAUACAUUCCUCUUAACAACUACUUGGUGUUUAAUGAUGUGGAUGGAUUAUACACACACACAUUUGAAGCUGAGAGGAAGGAGAACUGUCCCGCUUGCAGCCAGCUUCCCCAAAACAUAGAGAUUUCCCCAUCAGCUAAACUGCAGGAGAUCUUGGAUUACUUGACAAAUAAUGCUUCCUUGCAAAUGAAAUCUCCUGCAAUCACAGCAACUAUGUAUGGGGGAAAUAAAACACUUUACUUACAGACAGUGGCUUCAAUUGAAGAACGAACAAGGCCAAAUCUUUCCAAGACACUAAAAGAACUGGGGCUUGUGGAUGGCCAGGAACUUGCAGUUGCUGAUGUUACUACACCACAGACUAUGUUGUUCAAGCUUCACUUUACCACUUAAUUUAUUCAUAAGUAAACUGCAUAUAUAGUGAGAAAAGUCUGCACCCACCUUGUAAAAUAAACGUGCUCCGUGGGUGUUAAAGCAACCUGAAUUGUUCCUGUUAGUACUAGCAUUGUUGAAGGUUAGGUAAUACAAAUGAAUCACCGUGUUUCAGAAUUGUACUCAGAAGCCAAUAUUUGGUGGAUUAUAUUUGUAUAAAUGCUUAUUAAUGUACAGAACUCUGAUGUAUAGGAAUACACUUUUUUCCAGUUUUCGUUGUCAGAACGUUAGUGUUAGGAUACUUUCAGAUACAUGGAAACUUUAAGGUGGCCAAACCUCUUACUUUCAACGUGUGCAUAUGUAUAUGCAAAGAGACCUUUUAAAAGGAAGCACAGCAAUCUGGUUUUAAAUUGUAGCACUC